AUGGACUUGGUUUAUACAUCUGUGGUUUUGCUUCCAAAAUUUCUUGACAAAGAUAGUGGCUUCCUUGUAAACGAUCAAGUGAAGAUUGUUGUGGAGGUUGAUGCUCUUCAAGAUAUACCAGUGGAAACUGAGAAGACAGAGGAAAAUGAUUGUGUUUUGCUGAAGGAAGGUUCAUCAAUAAUGGAAAGCAUUGAUGUCAAUGGUUUUCAUGUUUUUCCUUCACAAGUAGGAUAUGUGGGGCGUUUAUUUGAAAAGCACCCUGACAUUGCAGUUGAUUUUCGUGCAAAGAACCAACAUGUGAGGCACGCAUGCAUGAGUUCCCUUCUCGGCUUAAUUCAGACAUUGUGCAAAUCACUUCAAGAACUAUCCAAUGAAGAUCUUAUCGAAGCAGACAUUGCACUGAAAUAUGUGAAAGAUGCAGGAUUUAAGGUUGAUUGGCUGGAGAAGAAUCUGGAGCAAGUCAAAGAAAAGAAGUUGAAAGAGCUGUCCAGUUUGGCCAUGCUCCAAGAAACUGAGGAAAAAACACUGAGACUGAAGAGAAAGUUUGAAGAGCUUGAUGCUCUUGCUGAAGAGCAGAAGAAAGAGUUGUCAGCCACCAGAACUUCUCUCACCUUCGACGAUGUUGUUUGA
Brassica napus (rape) is the source of this 630-nucleotide messenger RNA. RefSeq names its product MATH domain and coiled-coil domain-containing protein At3g58410-like. The coding region runs from base 1 to 630 and encodes 209 amino acids. NCBI's taxonomy places the organism in Eukaryota, Viridiplantae, Streptophyta, Magnoliopsida, Brassicales, Brassicaceae. The record is from RefSeq and is a predicted model, not a curated record. Gene Ontology annotation, molecular function: protein binding. The transcript has 2 exons.